This is a messenger RNA of Callorhinus ursinus (northern fur seal), 3845 nucleotides long. NCBI's taxonomy places the organism in Eukaryota, Metazoa, Chordata, Mammalia, Carnivora, Otariidae. The record is from RefSeq and is a predicted model, not a curated record.
AUGCACCAUCUCCUGGAGCAGUCCGCGGACAUGGCGACAGCGUUGCUGGCCGGAGAGAAGCUGCGCGAGCUGAUCCUGCCCGGCGCGCAGGACGACAAGGCGGGCGCGCUGGCGGCGCUGCUCCUGCAGCUCAAGCUCGAGCUGCCCUUCGACCGCGUGGUCACCAUCGGCACCGUGCUCGUCCCCAUCCUGCUGGUCACCCUGGUCUUCACCAAGAACUUCGCAGAGGAGCCCAUUUACUGCUACACGCCGCACAACUUCACUCGCGACCAGGCGCUGUACGCUCGCGGCUACUGCUGGACGGAGCUGCGGGACGCGCUGCCCGGCGUGGACGCCAGCCUGUGGCCGUCGCUGUUUGAGCACAAGCUGCUGCCCUACUCGCUGCUGGCCUUCGCCGCCAUCAUGUACGUGCCCGCGUUGGGCUGGGAGUUCCUGGCCUCCACCCGCCUCACCUCCGAGCUCAACUUCCUGCUGCAGGAGAUCGACAACUGCUACCACCGUGCGGCCGAAGGCCGCGCCCCCAAGAUCGAAAAGCAGAUCCAGUCCAAGGGGCCCGGCAUUACGGAGCGCGAGCGGCGUGAGAUAAUCGAGAACGCCGAGAAGGAGAAGAGCCCCGAGCAGAACCUGUUCGAGAAGUACCUGGAGCGCCGCGGCCGCAGCAACUUCCUGGCCAAGCUGUACCUGGCGCGGCACCUGCUCAUCCUGCUGCUCAGCGUGGCGCCCAUCUCCUACCUGUGCACCUACUACGCCACCCAGAAGCAGAACGAGUUCACGUGCGCGCUGGGCGCGUCCCCAGACGGGCCGGCUGGCGGGGGCCCGGCCGUGCGCGUCAGCUGCAAGCUCCCGUCCGUGCAGCUGCAGCGCAUCGUGGCAGGCGUGGACAUCGUACUGCUGUGCGCCAUGAACCUCGUCAUCCUCGUCAACCUCAUCCACCUGUUCAUUUUCCGCAAGAGCAACUUCAUCUUCGACAAGCUGCACAAGGUGGGCAUCAAGACGCGCCGGCAGUGGCGCCGCUCCCAGUUCUGCGACAUCAACAUCCUGGCCAUGUUCUGCAACGAGAACCGCGACCACAUCAAGUCGCUCAACCGGCUGGACUUCAUCACCAACGAGAGCGACCUCAUGUACGACAACGUGGUGCGGCAGCUGCUGGCCGCGCUGGCCCAGUCCAACCACGACGCCACGCCCACCGUGCGCGACGCGGGCGUGCAGACCGUGGACCCCAGCGCCAACCCGGCCGAGCCCGACGGCGCCGCGGAGCCGCCCGUCGUCAAGCGGCCGCGCAAGAAGAUGAAGUGGAUCCCCAGCAGCAACCCGCUGCCGCAGCCCUUCAAGGAGCCACUGGCCAUCAUGCGCGUGGAGAACAGCAAGGCCGAGAAGCCCAAGCCCGUGCGCCGCAAGACGGCCACGGACACGCUGAUCGCGCCGCUGCUGGACGCGGGCGCGCGCGCCGCGCACCACUACAAGGGCAGCGGGGGCGACGCGGGGCCCGCGCCCGACAAGAAGCAUGCGCGCCACUUUUCCCUGGACGUGCACCCCUACAUCCUGGGCACCAAGAAGGCCAAGCCCGAGGCCGUGCCCGCCGCCGCCCUGCCCGCCUCCCGGAGCCAGGAAGGGGGUUUCCUGUCCCAGGCGGAGGAGUGUGCGCUGGGCUUGACCGCAGCACCCACCAAAGAUGCUCCGCUCCCUGACAAGGAGAUCCUGUACCCAGCAGAGCCAGCCCGGGCCACGCUUCCUUCCGGGGGCCCGUUUCACGUCCGCUCGCCCCCAGCAGCCUCCGCCACAGCCCCUCUGUCCCCAGCCACUCUGGGCAAAGCUGACCCGCUCGCGAUCCUGAGCCGCAAUGCCACACACCCGCUGCUGCACAUCAGCACGCUGUAUGAAGCCCGGGAAGAGGAGGACGGGGGUCCCCGGGCUCCCCCAGACGUGGGCAGCCUCAUUGCCAUCCCGCCCCCCCAGCAGAUCCUCAUCGCCACCUUUGACGAGCCGAGGACAGUAGUGAGUACCGUGGAGUUCUGAGGAACAGGGCUGCCCGGGCCAUUACAGAGCCCUCCGCAUGACCGAGGAGUGCCGCGGACCCCAGCCCCACGGGGAUGUGGUCUCUGCUUCACCCAGCACUGCCCGCACCUCCUGGCCUCCUGUCCGCAUGCCCUGGGGCUGAGACCUGGCCCACCCGCCCCCCAAGACAGCAUCGUUGGGGUGCUGGCUGGGCCAGGGGCUGGCCUUGACCCCAGCGGAGCCCCCAGCCAGAAAGGCCUGGAGCCACCCCCACCCCCACCCCCCAUCCCUGCAUCAGGCACUCGGCUGUGAGGUGAAGAGUUUAUUUUUUUAGUCGAUUUUGUCUUGGGCCCAGGCUAAGGCAGGACAACUCUGGUCCUGAGCCUGGAAGGAAGCUGGGGGUGAUCACACCACCAGGCCUGGCUAUGCCCAAGGGGCCGUGCUCAGGGCUCCCUCCUGCAGUGGGAGGUGCCGGGGUCCACCCUCCAUCAGAUCAACAUGCACUUUCUCCUUGUAUCCCGACAUACCUGUACUUUAUUUUACUAUGAUUACUGUAACUACUGAGCGUACAUGAUCAGGAGACUGGACGGUGUGCGAGUGGAUGUGUGCGUGAGUGGGCACGGAGCUGAGUUGGUGUGGACGCCGGCGUGCAAGGGAAGGAGUCCAACGCAAUAACCACGUCCCCCCACCCAGGCCACCAGCCCCCACCCAAGGACCCACGCUGCUUCCCGUGGGGACCCAGGGCCGGCGCUCGGAGGGUCUGUCCCUAUUACCUCAGCCACGGUGACAACGUGACAGUAUUAACAAGGUAGCACCGAGCAGAUCAAUAAAUAUUAUUCUGAUACCGCCUGAGUCCCGUGUGGUCCACCCUGCAGGAGACCUGUGCUCUGACUGGGCUUGCCGCGUCUGGGCCAGCUGCCCUCCACCCACCAUCGUCACGAGGGGAUGCUGCCCCCCAGGCCACCUUGGGGGCCCGGCUGCGCCCACCGUGAGGCAGGAGCACAUGGUGGUCACUUGCCAUUGACCUUCCAUGACCUCUGACUGACAGGCAUGCUCUCCAGGCCUGGGGGGUAGUUCAGGUGAGCCCUGCCCUCCCUGGGCUCACAGGCUCAGCAGAGGCAAAGGCAGGAGCCCCCAGAAGGCUGUCCCCUCCAUCAGAUGCUUGGGGACAGGGGACUGUUGGGUACACUUAGGGGGAACAGGGAGAGCCACAAAAUCUUCCCGGAAGAGGUCCCCUUGAUACUGCUGGGGGUGCCCCUCAUGUUCCAGGGACCCAGGGCAGGGGGCCCUCCUCACUGGGCCCACGACUCAGGUGGGAUGAGCCUAGUCUUACGGGUACACCAUGGACCCACGUGCCCUUCGGUCCAUGGCUGGGGACCCCGAGAAUCUGAACAGAGGCUCCUUGGAGCCAGGUAGCUGAGGCAGCCAGGCCAGAAACCUGCGGGCCCUAGAGCGAGGGGCCGGGGGGGCCCGGCUGAGACCGGUGUGAGCCCACUUGCUGUGCUGCCCAGAGACCUGCCCGGCCCGGCCCCUGGAAUCCCCGGGGCAGCCUUGAGCUGGGCAGGCUGAGCUUCCCUGGCGCUGGCUCAUCACACAGGGACACAGACAAGGGACUGCAUCCCUCCGUGGAUUUUAAGUGUGGUUUUAUCAUCACUCAGGUCUGCUGAGGCCUGCGACCAGCAGACAGCCGCCAUCGGGAAGACAGCUUCCCCCAGGAGGAGGGGGCACGCCGUGCCCAGGCUGGGGGCCGCUGGGGGAAGCACCAGCAGGCAGAGCGGGAGGGGGACAAGGGCAGGAGCCAUUCCUGUGGUUUCCGCAGGAAGGAACGGACAAGGCAGGUGAACAGGCUU